This is a messenger RNA of Opisthorchis viverrini, 4974 nucleotides long. RefSeq lists its product as hypothetical. Gene Ontology annotation, cellular component: nucleoplasm. The transcript is spliced from 21 exons. NCBI's taxonomy places the organism in Eukaryota, Metazoa, Platyhelminthes, Trematoda, Opisthorchiida, Opisthorchiidae. The record is from RefSeq and is a predicted model, not a curated record. Gene Ontology annotation, molecular function: RNA binding. The annotation marks the transcript as partial.
CCUAUCUAUUGUAUUUACUUCCGUUGGGGACCUUCAGCGAGAUGACCCAGGUGCCUUUCAAGAAUGACGGGAGUUUUCUGGAAUUAUUCAAACAGAUGCAAGCGGAACAGGAACGAGUCUCUUUGGAACAACCCAACUCGGACCUUGUGAAGGCUGUCUCAGCUGGAUGCACUAAUGAGGAUGUGGGGCAAGUGACCUUUGUUAUGGCGAAUCCAGUUUUGAAAACGCAGGUACUCGUGGCUAUUGAGGCGCUUGUACUACGUUUGCGGGGACUUUCCAAAGCACUUUGUGAUGUGGAAAUAAAAAAGUUUGAGGACAGUGUACAGUACUGGUUCCUAACAUUACCAGAGACAAACGAGUACAAAUUUUUUCGCCGCCGUCUCAAGGAAGUGCGGGGACCAAAGACGACUAAACCGGCUACCACUCCUCUGUGUGACAUCCCGCUUCCACCCGCUCCAGAACCGAAAUACAAGGCAGAACAACCAGAUUCAUGUACGACCAGAAAGCGCGCUUCUCGUUGGGGAGAUUCACCACCUCCGAGUGACACAGUGCUUAAAGUUGAAGAACCCACAACUGACAGCGCACUGGACCAUUCCGAAACCAUCGCGAAAGCGCUUGCUGCAGCAAAGGCCGCUGCUGCAGCGGCUGGAAUACAAGGCCAAACGGCAAAGAAAUUCACCGGUGGAAAUAUACUGAGUGACGAGCAGGCGGAGCAAAUUCGUUAUCAGAAAGAGCUGCAAGCCAUGCACGAAUUCAUCAUGGCACAACAACGGCUGAAGUUGAAAGAACAGGAACUGAUGGACCGUAUUUCGGGUCCACAGUACAGCAAAAAGCCCAAAUUGACCAAAGACGGUUUGGUGAUCAAGUACGAAUACGACUCGGAUGAGGAUUGCGAAGGGGGGACCUGGGAACACAAACUCAGGCAAGCAGAAAUGGAUGCAACCCGAGAGUGGGCGGAGAAGCUUAACGAAAUGGGACGUGGGAAGCACCAUAUUGGCGAUUUCCUUCCACCAGAUGAGCUGGAACGCUUCAUGGAAACCUUCAGGGCUCUAAAAGAAGGUCGCGACCCGGACCUAUCGGAAUACAAGCAGUUCAAACUCACGUGUGAAAAUGUCGGCUUCCAAAUGUUGGAGAAAAUGGGCUGGAAGGAAGGUGAAGGGUUGGGUUCUGAAGGCCAAGGGAUUAUAAAUCCUGUUGGAAAGGGCAACGUUCAUAUCGAUGGAGUGGGUCUCGGAGUUGAGCGUCCUUCGAAUCUGGUGAAAGAAGACGAUGAAUAUGAUGCAUACCGCAAGAGAAUGAUGUUGGCUUAUCGGUUCCGUCCGAACCCACUGGUCUUACAUUUCAAAUCGUGCGUUUUUCGCGUUCCACUGAAUGUCAUCUCCUUUGCAUAUACCGUAUCUUCCAUUUUAGCCAGGAGUUCAAGUAGAAUAACCUCUUCGGUCAUCGGAAUGACCACUGCAGGGCAGGCACUUCACGUGUGCCAACGGUGUUGCAAUCCUUUGCGACUUCAUCGUGACUUUGAGAACUUGGAACACGAUAAGGUUUUAGCCUUAGUAGAUGCGCAACGUCCAGAACGGGACGACUCGAGACCACCAAUCAUAAUUCCGGUCAAGAAUUUCGGUACGGAAUAUCCACACUAUGUGGUUCCUCCAAAUCCUGGGACGACAAACUCCGAAGCCGAGGCACUGUCCCUUCUUCGGCGAUACUCUACGCCAGCUGUCGGUUUGGACCAUCGACACAAGGUCAGUUCUGCUCUGUUUGACAUCCUCAGUGGACGAACAGAGGUUGAUCAUCCACUGUGUCAGGACUGUGCAGAUGUUCUACUGACCGCCAGACAACAGUGUUUGGAAUAUCAGGAGGAAGAGUUGAAUUGCUUGCGAUCUUACAUGUCCUAUUUGGACGAAAAAGCAGCGCGGGCUGAAUCAAAAAUCAAAUCAGGUGAGACGCGCAAUAAGGUCAAAGGAUUUUCCGGUUCACAUCCACCUGAGAGCUCUCCAGAUGCUCUUUGUCCAAAGCCACAUGAUCAGGAUGAGACCGAUACGUCUACAUCUAAUUGGCUGAGCUGUUUGAGUCUUUCAGAUCAGCCUGGCACACUUUUCACAUUGCCAUCAAGUUCCGCUCAACCUUCUACGGUUGAUGAUGACGAGCUGUCUUCGUCUGAAAGUUUGGAAGGUUGGAGUAGCGCUUCUGAACUGGACGUCGGUGCGGAAUCACAAGGGCCUCCUCGUCUGGCAUCUGAGUCUCGUUCUGGUGCUCGGCGCCCAAGACGUCGUCUUUCGGAAUUACAGAAGGAAGUUGCCGAACUCCAGGCACAAUUGACCGAUGUUUUGGCAGAAGGAGCAAAGUUAGAUCAACAAGUGACGGAUUGUACUGCGGAGUUAGCACGGCGGACUGAAGAACUGGAUAGGUACGUCAGUGCCCCAUUAUUUUCCCUUCAUCUAGACUUUUACCGUUAUUCACCCUGUCCCUCUUUCGUUCUUACCCUUUUUUAUUUAUAUAUUCCAAUGGUUGAGUACAGAGCCCAAACCCAAUACAAUGAACAAAAACAAAAUCUGAUCGAGGCAGAAGAGGAGCUUUGGUCACUAGACGCUCGCGUUAAAUAUGCGAAACGUCAUCUCGAUCGUCUUCUUCGAACAAACGUUCUCAAUACCGUAUUCCCAAUCUGGUAUUCUGGCCAUUUCGGCAUUAUCAACGGCCUGCAUCUCGGACGCUUAUCGGAUCGUCCAGUUAGCUGGGAUGAGAUCAAUGCCGCCUGGGGUCAGUGCGCCAUGUUACUUCAAUGUAUUGCGCGGAAACUGAAUUACACUUUCCAAGGAAUAUCCUUUGUACUAUGCGACAACUGGGAGGCAGUUGUUUGGAUUUUCAAAUCUGGGCAAUCGAAUCCGGAUUCAGUGUUUGAUGGCCGUGCGAAUCAAGGUUCAAACGACCGAGCCAACGUCUUCAUCUCCUCACAGUCUCAAAUAAAUCUCCCCAUGUCGGCAAGCAACCAGUUUACUGACCAAAAGGUCCCAUCCACUACCAUGAUCACUUACAUCCUUGUUGGCAUCGGUUGCCUCGCCGUCGUACUUUUUAUCAUCAACGGAGUGAUUUUAAUGCUAGUUCGACGUCGACGUCAACAGCGCGAUCAAACAUCUCGAUUGGGACGUUCCGCGUCGGUCAAAGUUAAGAAGGGACCUCUUGACCUGUACAACGUGGAAACUAAUGACAUCACAAAACCCAGUGGUGCGCUUCAAUAUUACUCCGCAAGGUCACCCCAUAACUGUCGGCCAGAGACCUAUCUACCAAGCUAUUCUGAUGGUCAUGGUUGCCCACUAUUGAUGGAAAGUUCUUCACCCUGUCCACCAGACGUGGUUCCGCUUGCAGCUGGGCUUAGUUGUAGCAGCAUGGGCAGUGCUAACAGCGCUGCAAUGGCUGGUAGUCUGAAGCAGUCCCUUCUGAUGGAACCAACUAUGAAUCCAUACAUGAUUACCUCAGACGCUUCAUCCACCGGUCGGUUUCACACGCCAUUAAACUCACAGUCUCCGAAUAUGGGCCCCUGCAACAUGCCGCUUGCUCAUCCAGUGGGAAUGCAAGUGAAUAUGUCGAGUCCAAAAGGGAACUGGAAUCAACACCCUGCUAGCUUCAAUGCCAAAUAUUACCAAUGCCUAAAUUCAGGGAUACCACAUGCGCCACCAAUGCCACUUGGAUGGCCUUCUCAUCAUUCGCCGACGGCUAGCAAUCCAUGCAAUAUCGGUUACACCAGUGGCCUUGGAUCAGUUGGGACAGCGGAAGGUUGCAGUGAUGAGGGUGUGGCAUCUGGAUUUGAGGUGAUUAGUCUUUCCCAAGAGCUUGUGCAUUCUGUUGGGAAGGAAGACAAUAAUUUCCAGCACGUGAUCAGUUUUGGCUUGCAACCACAACGCCAACAGUUUUGCGGUAUUGCUCGCAGCAUCACAGGAGGCACAAACAGUACAAACAGCGCUGGAAGUACGAGCGGGGCGCUUCCAAACCGUACGUUAACAUCAGCUUUUAAACGUAGUCCAACGAGUGGGAUCGGAGCAGGUAGUCUUAGUGGGGAAAGCAGUACAGGAGAAUCAAACGAAUGCCGUCAGAAACUUAGGCGACCCGACUCAGUAGGAUUGUCUGAUUUGGAUCCUAACACAAGGUUAAAUCAUUUUUCCAUUGGUUCUCCUGAUCGAGUCUUUGUGCGAAGACAAACCAGCUCACCUCAACAGUAUCCCGUAGACAAUUUAAAGCCAACCUUGCCAUCAGAAGAUCCUGAUUCCAACCAUCUGACUCGGUCAAGUCGCUCGAAUCAGAUGUCAGAAAGCUUCACAAAUUCCGUGUCUGUGGUACAGCGUUCUCCCCACAAUAUCAGGAAUGUCUGCCACAAGAAUCUAACCACGUCUGGUCAGCCUAGUUCCACCGAACGCCUGGAGUCAGCCGGGAUAAAGUACACCGAUACCAAGGCGUCCAGUCAUGAAAACAUGGGCUAUUGCUUGGCUGAUGCAUUUGUCAAGUCAACCGAGGAUCGAGUUUCCAACGAAUUUGAUGAUUCUCCUGUCCCCUUACCGCCAGUCUUACUCCUCAACAGUCAGGUACGUUUUGACGCGGCAUUGUCUUCACAAAAUCAAAGCGCUUUUAACAAUCCUGGAGGAGCGCAUUCAGUGCCAGAAAAUCGGAUUCCAUUAGGUUCAUAUAAACGUAGUGAAAGUUUUGGGAUGGCAACCAAGCAAACCGCGAGUAAUAUUCCACUGGCUCAGUUGACCACCAUACCCUACUCACUGCUAACGGCGAAGUGCAACGGUGGUGCACAAUUCACGAGUUCUGUGGAUGAGAUGGUUGGAGACAUGUCUGAUGAGGUCAGCUCUGAGUCGAAAGCCAGUUCGGCAUUCAAGAAAGAGGCCAGUCCGUUCACAGCGACCAAAUUGCUUCCAACUAGUCAGGAACUCUUUACAAAUGACGUGUAUUUGCAUAAAAUCCCCGCGCCGGAAUUUU